Molecule: messenger RNA, 2288 nt
Organism: Gossypium arboreum
Lineage: Eukaryota; Viridiplantae; Streptophyta; Magnoliopsida; Malvales; Malvaceae
Product: BTB/POZ domain-containing protein At5g17580-like
Exons: 4
Coding region: 1-2187 (728 amino acids)
Source: RefSeq, a predicted model, not a curated record
AUGGCCCCAAAGAAGCGUUCUAGGACUAGUGCAUCUUCUUUUAAUCCAUCUAGUGAGUUGGAGUUAUCAUUUAGCACUUGUUUUCAAAACUCUCACACUCAGCAAUUAGGAAUUAGAACCCAUGGAGACACCCCCAUUUCUUCUAAUCAACCUUUUAGUUAUGGGAUCCUACAUCAUGCGGGACAUCAUCUCGAUGCUGCCAACAACACUUGGAUGAAACAUGACCAUCCAGUGGAUAAUGAAUAUGAUGACGUUGACACUGCUUUUGACGAUAUUCCAGUCCCCGAGCUCUUACUGUUAUGGAACAUUCUGGUUUUCAACUCUGUAGCACUGAAUUGGCCUAACUUUGUCACACUGAUCAAGGAGCCUGAAUUUAUAAAGUCUACUCUGAUUCUGCAUUCUGGUUGGCAUUCAAAAGCUGAAACCAAACAACAUGACCGAAAGGCGAUACGUAGAUACAUUAUUGAGGUAUUGAAUCUUCGAAUUGUUUCUCCAGAUUCCUCCCAAUUUCCGCCUUAUAACUUUUUCGUUUUUGUUCUCAGGAUGACUAAAUCUGCAUCUUCUACAGAAUUGGAAGUUCAAGUAGGAAGUAUGCCUCUUUCCUUAGACAAAGAACUUCUGGCCUCAAAAUCAGCUAAAGUUGCUGCCUUACUUAAAGAGAAUUCCAAUGCAGAUCUAUAUUACUUGCUUCAUGACAUUCCAGCUGAUUCAGAGACUUUCGACCUUGUUGCAAGAUUCUGCCAUGGAUGUGCAGUUCAGAUGUCCACUGAAAACAUUGUACCACUCAUCUGCUUGUCUUUCUACUUGGGUAUGGAUGAAAAUCACUGCAAUAACAAUCUAUUAAGCAAAGCUGUUACUUUCUUCGAACAAACAGUCCUUCCUAGUUGGAAUGAAAUUAUCAAGGCUUUGCGCUCCUCCGAAAAGUCCCUUCAACAAACAAUGCAGAUCGGUUUAUUCGAUGCCUGCUUACAGGCUAUGAUUGCAAAGGCAUCAGAUAAUCCGAGACAUCUAGGGGAACCGAUAAUCGUCUCAACAGACAAAGGUGAUGACAGUGAUAGGCCUAAUGCAAAGAGGAGGCUCUUUGCUCUUGACUGGCAGGAGGAUUUGACAACAUUGUCUCUCCAGCUAUAUGAGCCUAUCAUUUACACAAUGAAACAGCAUGAAAUCCCACCAACUUACAUUUCUGCUUCCAUUUAUCGAUAUGCAAAGAAGUGGAUCUUUCAUUGUAACAAUGGAAGGGAGACUAUGUCAAUUUACAAGAGGAAAUCUCAAAGAAAUGUAAUUGAAACUUUGGAAAAGCUUCUGCCUCACGGAAGAGAACUCCUUCCUUGCACAUUGUUGUUCGAAAUGCUCCGAUGCGCGAUCAACUUGGAAGCUAGCUCGGUUUGUAGGAAAGGUUUUGAGAUUAGGAUUGGAAAGCAGCUGGACCAGGCAAAAGUAAAGGACUUGCUAAUUCUUCCUCAAGGCUAUGCCAAGGAAGUGCAAUAUGAUAUUGAGUGCAUAAGGAGGAUUCUGAAAGUAUUCUACAGCAAUUACGAUAGCUCCGAUGCUUCUGGAUUUAUCUCCGUGGCAGAACUCAUGGAAGAAUUCUUAGCUGAAGUUGCUUGUGUUAUGGAUUUAAUGAUAGACAGUUUCAUUUCACUUGCAGAGAUGUCCAUGGCAGCAGCGUUAGGAACAAAAAGAAACUCUGAUGGAAUAUACCGGGCUAUCGACAUAUACUUUGAAAAGCAUGCUUACCUGACAGAGAAGGAGAAAGAACAGGUUUGUAAGGCCCUGGAUUUCCGAAAAAUGUCACCUGAAGCUUGUGAGCAUGCUGCCAAAAAUGAAAGAUUACCAGUGAGAGCAGUAGUGCAGGUGCUGUUUAUGGCACAGUUGCAGAUGCGAGAAACACUGGCCUGGACGGCUUAUUAUGACGACAAAUCAGAGAAAGAAGAGAAGGAAGAAGAUGAAGUAAGGAUGGAAAUGGAGAAAAUGAGCAUCAAGGUGAAGGAGCUUGAAAAGGACUGCCGUGAAAUGAAGCAAGAAAUCACAAAUGGGUGUAUCAGGCAAAGAGUAAAUAAAGGAAAGGUGAGCUUGUGGAGUGAAAUGAAGAGGAAAUUUGGGUGCAUGACUAGCAUGGGUGACUUCCAUUGCCCGGCCAAGAAGAAGAAGGAGCAUCCAAAAUGCGGAAUUCAUCGCAAUAGUUGAGUCAGUCAUCUUGAUGACAAUGCAUGUCAGUAAUAGACAAGAUAUUCUAUGUAAGCAAAAAUUUUAAAAUUUAAAAAUUAUUAAAAAUUCAAUUCUAAAAA